This is a messenger RNA of Linum trigynum, 1385 nucleotides long. NCBI's taxonomy places the organism in Eukaryota, Viridiplantae, Streptophyta, Magnoliopsida, Malpighiales, Linaceae. The record is from the annotation of a GenBank genome assembly.
GUCAUCCAAAGUUGCUGGGGCCCACUGCAGUCGGGAACGGCGACGAGACGACGACCCUUUUUCCUUCCCUUUAUAAGCUUUCCCCUUCUGUUAGCCGCAACAAACCAAGAGAAUCAGAGAGUCUCAAUCAUUGGGAGACCGACGUAUCAACCAGCCAGAGAGGAAGCCAUCGCCAUUUCCCCUCUCUUCUUCUUCUUCCUCUGCUCUAUCUGCUUCAGAAGAUCGAAAUUCUUCGGCGGGAAGCCGAUCCAGAGAAGUUCUUGCUACCAUGCUGACUACCGCUGUUCCCAUUCACGCGCCGCCGGUGCUCUUGACCUCCCCGGCCUCCUCCAGAAGCAUUCACAAGAAGCUCUCCACUGUCACCUCUUCUUGGAGAAUGUCGAUGAAUUCUGGGGCUUUCCAGACCAAGAAAAUGGAAGAGCUUUCGUUACCCGUACAUCACCCCGCAGCUUUUGAUCCAAAAGGGGACGACACGCCCAAGCUGCCUGAUCUGCGCUUUGAUCGCCUGCAGAUACCCGAGCAGGAUUUGGUGGACGUUGACAAGAUGGAGUUCGGGAAGUUCGUUGCUAGAGAGGCUUUAAUUGAUGAAGAAUACUGGAUAGCAGCCUUCAUGCGAGCUUGUAACCACUGGGCGGAUCGAGUUGAAUACAGAUUUGCUCGUAAUCUGAGGAUCAAAUAUGUGAUUGAGGAGUUCCUGGCCAUUAGAAGGCGAUCCAUUGGUCCAUUUGGCCAACAGCCUAAGUGCAUAAUCACACUGAGAAAGCAAGUUGGGAUGGUGAAACCCACACUACUGUUCAGUGUGGUUGGGACUCUGGACUUGAGCAUCCGCUGGUUUCUGCCUGGAGAGAUCUUCCCUGGGGUAUAUGGAAAGGCUCCUCACUUUUGCAACAUCGGCGGAGGACAAGACGACAGAUACGGUUACGUCUCUGACUUGGUGGUCGCGACGUUUGCUCGUCGUCUUGGGAUAGCAACUAACAUGAUGCAGUUUGCAAUUGAAACGGCCAAGUCUAAUGGUGUGCAACUUAUGUUCGUUCAUGUGGACAGAAACAACAAACUUGCACUGCAGUUUUUUGAGAAGAUGGGAUUUGAGAUGAUUGAAGAGGCAAGUGAAGGACUGGUGAAAGACAACACUUACCUCCUACGUUGCAUUUUGUAAAGAUGAGUACAGAUUUGGUGAUACUGGAAAGGAGUUUAGUGUACAGAGCAGAGAACCAGCACUGCAUAGGCCAGAGUUUAUUACUAGUUUUGGCAGGAACUUGAUCUGAUAGUGUAUGUACAACCUUAGAUUGGAAAUUCAGCACCAAUCUCAGCGCAAGCAUUUCUUGAGAGGGAAGCACACCAAUACCAUGUAUGGAUCUAUUACAGUUUCAGAACAGUAUUUCGUA